Messenger RNA from Seminavis robusta, 2226 nucleotides. Lineage: Eukaryota; Bacillariophyta; Bacillariophyceae; Naviculales; Naviculaceae. The record is from the annotation of a GenBank genome assembly.
AUGUCUGACAAUAAUAACAACAACAAUGAUGAUGGCGUCAAUCUUCUCAAGAUUGUGGAGUUGAGAUUGCAGCUAGGAAGUUCAGAAGAUGAUCAAGAAAACGAUGAGUCCAAACAAACCCAAGAUGAUCAUGAUGGUGGUUCCUCGAGCCGUUCUCCGCCUGUGGCUUGUCUUGCUGCCGCUGCUGCCACUCCUCCUCUUCCAACAUCAACCACAAGUGGCUUUGAUAUUAUGAAGAUUGUCAGAGAAAGAGCUGAUGCUGCACGUCUUGAGACAGCUGGAGGCUUGGAGCUAGUAGCACUCACCGAAAAAAUUGGCACAACAUCACAGAUGAUCGAUAACAGCCAAGACAGAACCACAGAUGAUGCACAAGUGCCACAACCUACCAUUCUAACAAGACAACCCGAAUAUUCUAGACAACAACAACCUGGGGCAUAUGCCGUUGAUGGUCCAGGUCUUGCUAACGACAGAGAAAAUCAUUCGAAUACCGGUAGUAAUCCUGGUACGAACGAGGAAGGCCUUGACAAUUGGGUUGAAGAAAUUGCAGAUGAUGAAAUCAUUGCACAUCCGAUAGAUGAUGAUCAGCAGAUAGGUCUGUUACCCAAUGCAGAGCCACUUCCCUCCAAUGCGAUAUCCAGAGCUUACUACUGGAGGCAAAAGUUGCUUUGUUCCCUUUCCGCUGAGAUCAUUGUGGCUUUUGUUGCUGUAUUUUUUUUUGUCCUAAUUUUUGUGCUGACAUCCUCUAAGCAAGGAAACAGAAAUCAACUACCAAAUCAAAAUGAAUCAAUCCGUAUCAUUCCUGGAAAUCCUGUGGAAGCCACAACAUCAGAGACCUUCUUGGAGUCACUCAAUCUACCUCAGUGCACACUAGAGGCACUGGCAAACUCCAGAUCUCUACAGUCCAAGGCCUAUCAAUGGUUGGUCAACAACAUCAAUAACCAAACCACCACUCAACCACAUCUACCAAAAUGGAGACUGAUACAAAGAUUUGCUAUGGCCACGUUCUACUAUUCCACAAGAGGGGACUAUUGGGUGAAAAAUCGGGGAUGGCUGGAUUGGGAGACUAAUGAAUGCAGCUGGGAACAAAUAGUUUUUAAUCAAACCUUUUCUCCAGACCUGUGCUGUAAUGAGAUGGGAGAAAUCAAGGCACUGCAAUUUUGGAAUGCCAAUAACAUGGAAGGAACAAUUCCUCCAGAGAUUUCGUUGCUGGGAAAGAGCUUGCAAUCGUUCAAAGUGCAUCAGCAAUUGCAACUCAGAGGGACUAUCCCCACUGAGUUUGGACUGCUGACAAAAUUGACUGGAUUAGUAUUGAGUGUGACAAACAUUGAUGGCUCAUUUCCAUCCGAGUUUGGUCAACUGCAGAGUCUUCAGGAGCUUCAUUUGAUUCUGACGUCAAAUCAGGGGCAAAUUCCUUCUGAGAUUGGACGACUGAGCAACUUGUCGACGUUUGCUGUGGUGAGAACUGAUCUAACAGGUUCAGUACCAGGUGAGCUCUACAAAUUGCCUGGCCUGCAGUCUCUAACAAUUCAGGAGUGCCCUAGGCUGGAAACUGAAUACAUUCUUCAAGAAGUCAUUCAGACUGCAAAAAAGCUUCGUUCGCUUAUGCUAUCAAGCCAAAGCAGUGGGACAGUAAUGUCAAUUCCAUCUGAAAUUGGCAAGCUGACAGAAUUGGAACGGCUCCAUUUGAUUGACUGGACAAAUCAGGGCACUAUCCCGAGUGAGCUUGGGCAGUUGACAAAACUGACCUCUCUCUACAUGCCUGGGAACUCUAUCUCUGGAAUUUUGCCACAUGAAGUCUUUGAACUGACCGAGCUGAUCAACCUCAAUGUUGGCUCCAACCAGUUGCAGGGCACACUACCGCCAGUUCUCUUCUCCAAACUUUCCCAAUUGAAGUUCAUAUCCAUCAAUGACAACAUGUUCUCGGGCACUGUUCCUACAGAACUGGGUCAGCUGUCUGGUCUCAGGAAGCUAGAAGUUCAGAAUACCAGCCUUUCUGGCACGCUCCCAACAGAAAUACUUAUGCUGGAGCAGUUGACCUGCUUGGUAGUCACAGAAACAUCCUUGUCAGGUAGCAUCCCUGAAGAGCUGUGUGACAGAAUGUACCAGCAGGAAAUAAAAUGCUAUGGUCCUCCACCGUGUAAAGUCUUGCGAAUGAAUACCAGCAUCACUGCCUGCCAUGGCACUUCCCUCUGUGGGUGUGAUUGUGGUCCUUGUAAACCUAACUAA